This is a messenger RNA of Elaeis guineensis (African oil palm), 5504 nucleotides long. RefSeq lists its product as uncharacterized. The record is from RefSeq and is a predicted model, not a curated record. NCBI's taxonomy places the organism in Eukaryota, Viridiplantae, Streptophyta, Magnoliopsida, Arecales, Arecaceae.
GGGGGGAAAUCAAAAGUUGCGUCACAGACGUUUAUAUAAUUUCUCAAUAUAUUACCCUAAACGCUGUGAACCCUUCCCCCCUCUUCCCUUUCCAGCAAUUCCUCUUUUCCAUCCUCUCUUCGUUCUCUCCUCCUCUCUCUGCCUCCCGUCUUCCUCCCUCUCUCUCGAUCGCCCCAGAAAAAUCCCAACAGCGGAGGAAAAACGAACUUUUCCUUGGCUUCUAAUAUCGAGAUACUCUCGCGAGCCCCAUCGCCUGGAGUUCGGAUUCGUGCGCGAACUCGGGCGUUCUGAGCACGGAGACGCCGCUCUAGGGGUUUUGUGCCCUUAUUUUCUCUCUCUUUUUAGUUUUUUCUUCUUUUGAUUGGUAGUCGUUUGCGUGUUUCUGGACUGCUUUACUCGAAUCCCCGCGGCAUUGGGGAUAUCUUGGUUGUUGCGGCGUUGGGGUCUCCGUGGUUCGUGGAACCGAGGGCUCGGAUCGGGUGAGAUCGAUUGGAUUGGAGGGCUUGGAGAAGGAAGACGGUGUCUUGAUCCUUGGUCCCUUCGUCACGGUUUCUUUUUCAUUGUUCCCUUGCUGCGCUUUAUGUUCCCAGCUCUAUCUUGGGGCAAUCUGUCGAAUUUUAAGAAUACAUGUUCUUUUAGUGAGUUUGGUUGCUAGGGUUUUGGUUCCUGCAACCCGCACAAGAAAAAGAUUUCAGUCCUGGUUUAUAGCAUUUGGGAGAUUAAUUGCCCUUGUAAAUUUUAGUACAUGUGGGCUUAUUGAGAAGAAGAAGGCAUUAAAAAAAAAAAUCUUUAUAGGCUAAGGCUGGUUUUUGGUGCUUGAGGAAAAAGUAGCAAUCCUCUUCUUGUUGUUGUUGUUAAAAAAAUUGAGAUAGGAGGGGUUCUUUUUCCUUGGAAAAAAGAGAGGGAAACUGUUUGAGGUUGCACUCAUUAAAGAAGGAAAAGGAGGCAUUGUUUGAGACAGAAUAGGUUAGUUACUUUGCAGUAGCCUUGCAUGGGAGAUCAUGGAGGACGGCCGCAGACAAGUGGCCUGUUGCCUAAUGGUCUUUUACCCAAUGAAGUGGCCAGUGUGACCCGAGUUCUUGAUGUGGAGAGGUGGUUGAAAGCCGAGGAAAGAACAGCGGAGCUUAUUGCUUGCAUUCAGCCCAACAGACCAUCUGAGGAGCGAAGGAACGCUGUUGCCAAUUACGUACAGAGGCUUAUAACAAAGUGUUUCUCCUGUCAGGUUUUCACAUUUGGGUCUGUACCUCUGAAGACAUACUUACCUGAUGGAGAUAUUGACUUGACGGCAUUUAGUAAGGAUGAGAGUGUGAAGGAUACAUGGGCCAACGGAGUCCGUGAAGUGCUAGAGAAUGAAGAGAAGAAUGAGAAUGCUGAAUUUCAUGUAAAAGAAGUUCAGUAUAUUCAGGCAGAAGUAAAGAUUAUAAAGUGUCUCGUAGAAGAUAUUGUGGUUGAUAUAUCAUUUAAUCAGCUUGGUGGGUUAUGUACACUUUGUUUCUUGGAACAGAUUGAUCAUAUGAUAAAUCAAGACCAUUUAUUCAAGCGGAGUAUUAUAUUGAUCAAGGCCUGGUGUUACUAUGAGAGCCGUAUAUUGGGUGCUCAUCAUGGCCUCAUUUCUACAUAUGCUUUGGAAACUUUGGUUCUAUAUAUAUUUCAUGUGUUUAAUAAUUCUUUUGCUGGACCGCUUGAGGUCCUAUAUCGUUUUUUAGAGUUUUUCAGCAACUUUGAUUGGGAUAGCUUUUGUGUUAGCCUCUGGGGUCCUGUACCUAUUAGUUCACUUCCAGAUAUGGCUGCGGAACCUCCUCGAAAGGAUAGCAGUGAACUGUUGCUCAGCAAGGUCUUUCUUGAUAUGUGUAGUACGGUAUAUGCAGUUAUGCCAGUUGAUCAGCCUUUUGUUUCAAAGCAUUUCAAUAUUAUUGAUCCCUUACGCAUAAACAACAACCUUGGACGCAGUGUUAGUAAAGGCAAUUUUUUUAGGAUACGCAGUGCCUUUGCGUUUGGGGCCAAAAAGCUGGCAAGGUUACUAGAGUGUCCAGAAGAGGACCUGACUGCUGAACUAAAUCAGUUCUUCAUGAACACAUGGGAGCGGCAUGGCAGUGGCCAUCGUCCUGAUGCUCCUAGACCAAAUUUGUGCCACUUGCAACCUUUAAAAGGUGCACCAAUUGAAGAAUCAAACAGUUCCAGAAGCACUUCAAGCAUCAAGAAGAAGAAUGAAAAUGUUCUGUUGCCUGCAACUCAUGAUUGUCAGACAGAGGGCGGGCUUCCUUUUUAUGGCACCUCAUCUCAGAUUCAAAAGACCAUCAAUCAACACUCUCAGAACAUACAUAGGAGAAGUACAACAUCUGCAGUUUCUCAUACUCAGAGCCAGAAAAGUUAUGGAAGCCAGUUCAAUUCUAGGAUUGCUGACCACAGUGAGAAGAAUAAUGGCUCGAGAGAAUUUCUUCAAGCUGACAAGAGUAUGAAAACUUUGAGGCCUGACCACUCUGUGAAUGACCAUGGGGAACCAGGCAGGUUUCAGUUUGUAAGGACACGCUCGAGUCCAGAGCUAAUUGACACAUCUCCUGAAGUUUUACUUCGAGGGAGCCGUAACAGAGCUCCUGAAACAGGGAAUAACUUGAUUGCCUCAUCAAAGUUAGAUCAUGGUAGUAGAAGAAAGAACGUGGGUUCUGAUGUUUCAAGGAGCCAGCAUGCAAGAUCUUUUGAUUCAUCCCAGCAAAGUCUUGACAAUGCUGAUUCAAAUAAUGUUUUAAAUACUUAUCAUGAUGAUGAUGGCUUCGCAACUGUCAUGGAAGAACAUGCAUCUGUGUCUGAGGCAUUGGACAUGCACCAGGAAGAGCAAGAUUUGGUUAAUAUGAUGGCAUCUUCAAGAAUACAUGAUUUAAUUGGGCAGGUUCAGAUGCCAAUUCAUUUGGAUUCUCCUCAUCUACCGUUUCCAUUACCUCCCUCUAUUCUAGCUUCAAUGGGCUAUAGUCAGGGCAAUUUGGCAGGCUCUGUUCCCACUAGCAUUCCUGUGAUUGAGUCCCCGUGGGCAUCCAAUAUACCAUUUCCUCAAGGCUUUGUUUCUUCACCUUUGUCACCUUAUUUCCCAACUGCUGUUUUGAGUUCAAACUCGGAAGAUGUGGUUGACCCUACCAAUGAGAGAUAUGGCAUGACAGAAAUGAACCCACAGGAAAAUGAUAGUAGCUAUUUGCAUGAGCAUGAUCCUAGAUCUGAUCAAGGGUUUGACCCUGAAAAUGGAGGUUUUCAGGUACGUUAUUCUGAGGACAAGCAGCAUGAAAAUCCAGGAGGAUUUAACUAUGUUUCUUCAUCACGAGCCAGUAAUUCUGGUCCUUUUAGACGAGGACAUCACAAGUUUGCUAAAGAAAAUAGUGUUGCAAGUGAAGAGCACACUGGUGCCUUCCAGAAUCAAACCAGUAGAGGCAAUGAUAUUUACUCUAAUGACAGGAAUGAGAAUAUGAGGUACAUUCCUGCCUCACAGGUUAGUCUUUCUAGGAGCAAGCCUGCCUCCGAAAGUUCAUCUGAUGGAUCUGCAAAAUCCUCCAAGUCAACUAGGGAUAAACGGGGAAGAAGAACCACACCUUCUACAGUUUUGACAUCAUUACAUGGAAAAUCAAAGGGUGAGUGGCAGCUGGAGGGCUUGCCUGAGCAUUCUUCAGCACAGGCAAAUGAUGAGGCUUCAACACAUGCUAGAACCCAGCAGUUAUCUGGAUAUGAGCCAGCACAAAUAAGUGGAUCAGAAUCUGCGCUUCCUGUUGCACCGACGGUUGUCAAUGGCUCAGGACAGAGGGUUAUGGAGAACUCAAGGGUGUUGCCAUUUGCAUUUUAUCCUACUGGUCCACCAGUUCCAUUUUUGGCAAUGCUCCCGGUAUAUAACAUUCCAUCUGUGGCAGGCAGUUCUGAUAGAUCAACAAACCAAUUUGACAGGGAUGAAGAACUGGAUCAUGGUCAUAUAAUUCCAUCUGAUCAGAAUCAUGAUUCAGCAGAAAGCCUCAAUCACUCAGAGUCUCACAUGAAUUCAGGCGCUUUCAGAAGUGCUGAUCCUGAGCCCUCUGGGGAGCAUAAGUCUGAUAUUCUCAAUGGUGACUUCCUUAGCCAUUGGCAAAAUCUGCAAUAUGGGCGAUCUUGCCAGAAUGCUCAUCACCAUGGGCCUUUUAUGUACCAAUCUCCUGUUAUGGUGCCACCAGUAUACUUACAGGGUCAUUUUUCAUGCGAUGGUCCUGGUAGACCACACGCAGCCAAUGGAAACCUCUUUACGCAGAUCAUGAGUUAUGGUCCCCAAUUGGUUCCUGUUACACCUCUUCAGCCAGGGCCUCAUAGGAUUUCUGGUGUUUUUCAGCAUUUUGGAGAUGAAGUCCUCCCUCGAUACCGUGGUGGUACUGGAACCUAUCUGCCAAAUCCUAAAAUUUCAUUCAGAGAUAGACAAUCAAGUACAAGAAACCACAGAGGGAAUUACAGUUAUGACAGGAAUGACCAUGCUGACAGAGAAGGAAGCUGGAUCAAUGCAAAAUCACGAGCUUCUGGGCGCAGCCAUGGUCGCACCCCAGCUGAGAAGCCUAGCUUGCGACCUGACCGAUUAUCUACAACUGAUAAUCAAGUUGACAGACCAUGGGGUCCGCGCAGGCAUGAGACUCCUGCCUCAGACCAAGGCCAGAACAGAUCUUUUGGGUUUGCAAACUCCUCACGCAACUCACCAAAUAUGGCUUAUGGCAUGUAUCCAGUGUCCACAGUGAGCCCAAAUGGUGUCAGUCCAACUGGUCCUGCAGUUCCACCUGUUGUGAUGCUGUAUUCAUAUGAUCAAGGUUUUGGGUAUGGUUCGCAUGCUGAAUCCCUCGAGUUUGGCUCUUUUGGUCCAGUCCAUUUAUCUGGUACGAAUGAAGUUGCACAAUCCAGUGAUGCAAAUCCUGUUAGGGGGCCAUAUGAUCGGAGGCAUGGCAUGUAUAAGGGAAGUUCUUCACGCUCUUCUCCAGAUCAGCCCUCUACACCCAGGCUGCAGAGAUCAAUGGUCCAGAGGAAUUAUCAGUUGAAAGACGAGGAUUUCCCACCGCUGUCAUUUCCAAAUCCGGGAGUUGGUGGUGGGGGGAACAACUAUAACAGCAGACCUUCUCAAUAUCAGUCAUUCUUCUCCCCUCACUCUUGACUGAAGCUGGUUUCACUUUGCUGUUGGUCCUGUACAUUUUCUUGUGUACCUUAGCAUCAUUUCCCUCUAGAAUAGAAUUUGUAUGUACACUAGAAAGUGAUUCUCGACCCACCCGUUUAUUCAAAGUAUGGCAGAGAGAUGAUGACAGUGUAAAGGGGUGGAAAAAUUUUGCCUCUUUCCAAGAAUACAUAUUAACAUCCAAAAAAUGCUCUAGGACUAGAUGUUUAACUUUUAGGGUUGACUUGUUACGAAGAAGUUCAUUCUAGGAUCCUAUUUCCGGUAGAUUUUAUUCUUUAAUCCAAGGUUUACUAGUGCAUUAUUUUUCGUAACAUUGAUAUUAUAAAGUUUGCAAAAAUAAGGACAUGAGAAA